Messenger RNA from Vicia faba (fava bean), 789 nucleotides. The record is from the annotation of a GenBank genome assembly. Lineage: Eukaryota; Viridiplantae; Streptophyta; Magnoliopsida; Fabales; Fabaceae.
AUGGCCGCCAUCAUUUCACGACGGUUAAGAUUAACUUCCUCCAUCCUAAAACCCUCUCAUUUUCCAUCUCCAUCACCAUCUCCAACAACCCCUCAAUCUCCAAUCUUCCAACCCGUAACCCAUAACCCAUCUUCAUUUUUCACCUUUCAACACUUUUUCUCCCAAUCCACAACAACCCCAUCAAAACCCACCUCCCAUUUCAUUCUCACUCCCUUCUCAUCCCACCAAGUUUCUAACUUUUACCCUAAACCCAUCUUUUUCUCAACCAACAACCCAUCAUCAUCAUCAUCAGAUUCUGAUAAAGCACCAAACCCAAGUCCAUACCCAAGUGAAAACCCAAACUUCAAACACCAAGAAAUCGAAGGCCCAACAGUAGAACGCGACCUCUCCCCCCUCGCCAACGAGACACGAGAAAUUCUAGAAACAAUGAUGAAGAACAUCUAUGGACUAAGCAGGGUUGUAGCACUAAUGGGCCUCGUUCAGCUUGGUGUUGGAGGCUGGAUCACAUACGUGACUAGAUCUUCGCCCAUCACUGAGGUUUCUGUGCAAAGCUUAUUGGCUUUUGCGUUUCCGUUCUCUCUGGCGUUUAUGCUGCGUCAAUCUUUGAAGCCGAUGAGAUUCUUUAAGAAGAUGGAGGAACAAGGUAGGUUGCAGAUUCUGACACUGACUCUUCAGGUUGUUAAGCAGUUGAAUGUUUUGUUUGUUAGGGUUAAAGGGGUUUCGUUUGUUUGUGUUGUUGGGUUGUCUGCUGGUUUGCUUUUUGCUCUUUCGAUCUCAUGGUUGAAAUAG